UGGACUAGGGGGGGUUCUUCAGGCUAAUUUCCGUAGCAUUUCAGAAGCUAGUUCGAUGGGGAGGUUUCAGUGGUUGGAGGCUGCUCUUCCUUUGGGAAUCAUCGCCGGAUUGCUCUGUGUGAUGGGAAACGCGCAGUAUCAGAUCCACAAAGCUUAUUUUGGUCGACCUAAGCACAUUGGAAAUGACGUAUGGGAUGUGGCCAUGGAGAGGAGGGACAAUAAGCUGUUGGAGGAGGCCGCUGCGGCGGGGGAUUAGGUGAAUUCUCGAAGACAAUGUCAGAUACCUACUUCUGCAAAUGAUGAAUUACCAGGUCCUCUUUGUUAAAAGUAAUAUUUUCUCAGUUAUGUUAACUAGUUUUAAUUUAUAUUAUAAUUCACCAAAAUUUCAAAUUUCACCCCAAAACCUAAAUAAAACAAUGUUGUCUGGAUUCUGAGAGGGAUUUUUCUGGUCUUAUCUGUUAACGACAUUCCCAUCUUCUAGAGAUUAUCCUAAAAUAACUGGAUGAAAUGGACUGGGAUGCAAACAAUUUCAUAGCUUGUUUAUCUUUGCCGAGCGUUUUGUGAAAUGAAUAGCAGAUAUUCUGGAA
This is a messenger RNA of Phalaenopsis equestris, 587 nucleotides long. RefSeq names its product NADH dehydrogenase [ubiquinone] 1 alpha subcomplex subunit 1. The transcript has 3 exons. The record is from RefSeq and is a predicted model, not a curated record. Lineage: Eukaryota; Viridiplantae; Streptophyta; Magnoliopsida; Asparagales; Orchidaceae. Bases 56 to 256 code for a protein of 66 amino acids.